AAAAAAAAAAAAAAAAAAACAUGAGCACCCCUCUCCCCCUCCCAGAGGGAAUAACCACCCGCCUAAUCCCCACAAAAACCCUAACCUUCCACAUCCUCGAAUCCAACCCGGAUCCCAGCACUCCUCGCCCCCUCCUCCUCCUCCUACACGGUUUCCCCGAACUCGCUUUCUCCUGGCGCAAAGUCAUCCCUCCACUAGCCGCAGCAGGUUACCACGUCGUAGCCCCGGACCAGCGCGGCUUCGGCCGCACAACAGGCUGGGACACACGACCCUUCUCCGAGGUCGACCUGCACACGUUCACACUCACAAGUUUCGUCCGGGACAUGGUGACCCUUGUACACGCACUGGGGUAUCGAUCUGUGCAAUGCGUGGUCGGACAUGACCUCGGGGCCGUCACGGCGGCGAUGUGUGCGCUGGUACGGCCGGAUUUCUUUAAGAGUGUUGUGUUACUGAGUCAUCCGUUUAAUGGGAGUCCUGUUUUGCCGUUUGGGACUGCUGGUGGCUCCUCCUCUUCUUCUGGAGAGCGAGAGGAGAAAGGUGGUGGAGGGACGGAGUCUGCAGCGGGGGACCAUGUGCAUGGAGAGCUUGCGGCGCGGGGUAGGAAGCAUUAUAAGUGGUAUUAUUCCACUGAGCCUGCGAAUGGGGAUAUGGUGGAGCCUGUAGCUGGGCUUGGGGAGUUCCUGCGUGGGUACUUUUAUCUGAAGAGUGGGAGUUGGGGUGGGAAUAGGCCGUUUGCGUUGGAGGGGUGGGCGGCUGAGGAGUUGGUGAAGUUGCCUUAUUAUUAUGUUAUGCCGUUGGAGGCAGAUAUGCGGGAGGCUGUACAGAGGCAUAUGGAGUCGGAGUCGGAGGUGGCGGUUGCGGCUUCGAAGGCGUGGUUGUCUGAUGAGGAGUUGGCAGUUUAUGUGGGUGAGUAUGCAAGGACGGGGUUUCAGGGUGGGUUGAAUUGGUAUCGCGUGCGGACAGCUGCUGGGGGGAGAUAUACCGGGGAUUUCGAUGUGUAUGCUGGCCGGAAGAUUGAGGUGCCGGCGGCUUUUGUGUCGGGGAAGUUGGACUGGGGGAUUUAUCAGGAGCCUGGGGCAUUGGAGAAGAUGGUGGAUGAGAGGGUUUGUUCAGAUUUUAGGGUGUUGAGGUUGGUGGAUGGGGUUGGGCAUUGGGCGCCUCAGGAAUGUCCGGAGAUUGUGGUGGAGGUUAUUCUGGAGUUGUUACAGGGGCUGUAGGUGAUUCUCUAUCCUAUGUAAGUGACGGAGUGGUGGCUCGCCUAGUUGAUGAUAGAAGCUAGAAGCUAGAUAGUAGUAAUGUGAAGUUUUACA
Messenger RNA from Aspergillus caelatus, 1310 nucleotides. RefSeq names its product alpha/beta fold hydrolase. Lineage: Eukaryota; Fungi; Ascomycota; Eurotiomycetes; Eurotiales; Aspergillaceae. Gene Ontology annotation, molecular function: hydrolase activity. The record is from RefSeq and is a predicted model, not a curated record. The transcript has a single exon. Bases 21 to 1217 code for a protein of 398 amino acids.